This is a messenger RNA of Rasamsonia emersonii CBS 393.64, 2094 nucleotides long. Its product is annotated as Nucleolar protein 9. The transcript has a single exon. Gene Ontology annotation, cellular component: preribosome, small subunit precursor; 90S preribosome; nucleolus. Lineage: Eukaryota; Fungi; Ascomycota; Eurotiomycetes; Eurotiales; Trichocomaceae. Gene Ontology annotation, molecular function: RNA binding. The coding region runs from base 1 to 2094 and encodes 697 amino acids. Gene Ontology annotation, biological process: endonucleolytic cleavage in 5'-ETS of tricistronic rRNA transcript (SSU-rRNA, 5.8S rRNA, LSU-rRNA); ribosomal small subunit export from nucleus; endonucleolytic cleavage to generate mature 5'-end of SSU-rRNA from (SSU-rRNA, 5.8S rRNA, LSU-rRNA). The record is from RefSeq and is a predicted model, not a curated record.
AUGCCUCGUGAAAAGCAGAAGAGAGGCCGCAGAGCCCAAGAAAAGAACAAGAAGAAUGAAGCGAAACGGAAACGCGAAGACAACGCCGAGGAGCAAGCGCCGAAACGACAAAAAUCAUCGACGGCGGUCGAGACUGAAGACUACAUUCCACUAGACGUCGGCAACGAGGAUGCUCCCCAAGCAAACAACAAUAAUGACACUCCAUUCUACGGUAUGCUCGAUUCCGAGGAACAAGAGUAUUUUUCGCGGGCGAACGAACUGCUCGAGCUGGAUCAGUUUCGCGAUGCAGAGGAGCGGAACCUGUUCAUCGAGAGUGUUUACAAGGAAGCGAAGGGCAAGGAACUGAAAAUUGCAUGCAGCCAAUCGUGUUCACGACUUAUGGAGAGACUCAUUUCCCUGUCAAACACACGCCAGAUUCGGAGGUUGUUUAACAAGUUCCUCGGGCAUUUCUUGCACUUGGUUCAGCACCGCUUCGCGAGUCACUGCUGCGAAACAUUGUUUAUUCAUGCGGCACCCGCUGUAACAAACAAAAUUUCGAAACGAGAUAAAAAGAAACGUGUUGAUGAAGAAGAUGAUGAAGCGGAGCCGGAACUGUCGCUGGCCGACAUGUUCCUGCAAGUCAUUGAAGAGCUGGACGGAAACUGGGGCUACCUGCUAACAGAGCGGUUUGCUUCGCAUACGAUUCGCGUGCUGCUCCUAGUGUUAGCUGGUGAACCCGUCGAUGUGUCGUCAAGUGACUCUGUUGUCGCCAGUCGAAAAAAAGAGAAAUUAGGUGUGACCGAUACGGAAUCGCAAGCGGAAGCCGCUAUUGGGCAGAAGAGACCUGUUCCGGAAUCGUUUGAAACUGCUUUGAAAAAGAUCAUGCACGACAUGACCGCUGGGCUUGACGAUACCAAUCUCAGGGCCCUGUCAACUCACCCUAUCGGAAACCCUGUCUUGCAGGUCUUGUUGUCUCUGGAGCUCUCGCACUUUGGAAAGUCUAGCGCCAAGGAUCCCCAGUCCAUUACAAGAAGACUGAUCCCUGAUGAAUCGUUGGAGGAGGGUUCCCAAAGUGCGGUAUUUUUGAGCGGCUUACUAUACGAUCCUGUUGGCUCAAGGCUACUAGAAGCCAUCGUGCGCUAUGCCCCUGGGAAGCUCUUCAAGAACUUUCAUAAGAACAUCAUCCGAGGGCGCAUUGCUUCGCUAUCACGAAACGAGACGGCCUCAUACGUUGUUGUUAGGGUUUUGGAGAGAAUUGGCAAGGAUGACUUACAGACUGACAUGGAGCUGAUCAUCCCAGAAAUUCCAGCGCUCGUUGAACGCUCGAGGCUGACCAUUCCCAGGGCGUUGAUCGAACGAUGUAUCGUGCGAGGUGUUGACACGACUCCUCUUGCAAAGGCUUUGGAGGCUUCUUAUGAUAAAGACCCCGCCACAAGACUGCGGCAGAUGCUCAAACUGGACAAGCCAGCUAGCGAAGAUGGACAGGCUGCUGGACAGGCGGCCAAGCCUGAAAAUCAGCGUGUUGCUGCGCCAGAGCAGUUCCAUGGAUCAUUGCUUGCGCAGGCCAUGCUACGUGUUUCCGGCCCUCUCAGUGAACUUGUGUAUUCGAGCCUCCUGGCUACAUCCACGGAGGACCUUCUCACAAUCGCCAUGAAUUCAACCACUUCACACGUUCUGCAGCAGGCUCUGACGCUCCCCACAUCAGCCGUGCAGUUUCGGCGACAAUUUGUCCCACGAUUCUUAGGUCAUAUCCAGGAGCUUUCCCUCGACACGAGCGGCUCCCAUGUUGUAGAUGCCCUUUGGCCUGCAACUAAGGACAUCUUCUUUGUCAAAGAGAGGAUCGCGCAGGAAUUAUGCGACCAUGAACAUACACUGCGGGACUCUUUUAUAGCUAGAGCGGUGUGGAGAAACUGGUUCAUGGACCUGUACAAGCGACGACGAGGAGAAUGGAAGCAGAAGGCUAAAGGUAUAGAGAGCAAUGCUGGAGGCGACACAAAUAAUGAGGGGAAGCCGGCCAAGUCGAGAAUCGACAUCGCAAGGGCCCGGUUUGCUGAAAGGGCAGAAAGAUCAAAGCAGAUCAGAAGCGCCCAAGCAGCUGUUGCGGCCAAAUCGUGA